UAAAAAAUGUGAAGCAACUAACGAGUAAAAAAAUUGGAAAAGUUAAACUACAAGCCCUAAUUCGUGUGAGCUAGCUCUUUACUAUCGCCUUCUUCCCCCUUUCCUUGCCUUUCUUCCUGGACUUCUGAAUGGCGUUGCAAAUUGCGGCUCACGAAAAAGAUUCAAGGAUAUGCAUCUAUUUCUUCUGCUAUUUGUUCUGGAUAUAAGAGCUUCAUUGGAAUUGUAAUUUCUACCGUCAUUACCUGAUGGAGUUCAUUUGGAAGUGUUUAAUUUUAUAAGCAUUAUCAUUUUGAGAUAUUUGGAAACUUUUAAUUCUGGUUUGUUAUACUGAGAGAGUUAUGGGGCGAUUCAAUCAGGAAAAGGAGAUGAGUGCAUACAAUAAUACAUUAUUCCAGAGCAAUUGCAACGAGGGAACUUCAGCCCGGACAAGACCUUUCUCUUUUGAUGAAAUUAUGCUUAGACGGAAGAACAAGAGUGGCAUUGAAGAAAUCAAGGAUAGUAUCGCUGGUGCUGCAGUUCCAUUUGAUAGAGAAAACUCUGUGAAAAGGACUUAUGAUUGUUUGGCAUCUGACAGAAGCUAUGAUGCUUCCUUACCUAGUAAUGUGAGGCAUAAUUUUAAGGACUCUCAGUUGUUAAAUUCAAGAAAGAAGGAAGGUAAUGAUGAGGAAAGUAAACUCCUUAGAUGCAAGAAGAAAGCAAGUAGAGAGUCAGAAACCAAACAAGAUGCAGUUAGCAUUGAUACCAGCACUAAGAACAUGAGCAGAUACAAAAUUGAUAAUGCUCCUCAUGGAUGGAGGAGAAAAGAUGACAAGUCUCAUGAUGAUUCUGAAAAAAGACGUGGUAACAGAAAUGCAAAUGAUGAGGCCAAGAAGUUGGCUGGUAGAAGUGGUAAAACACAUGAGAAGGAAAGAAAUGAAGCCCAUCAUGAUAAGGACAACACUCACAGCCGAAAGCUGUACAGGAAGAGAAAAAGUGAUGAAUUCCCAAACAAUGCUUCUGAGGAUGAAUCUGAGAAGAGACAUUCAAGAAAUCAUAGAAGUGGCCAUAAAGAUAAAAAGAAAGAAAGUUCUGAAAAGGAAAGCUCAAGAAAACACCAAAAUGAAGAUGCUGAGAGGGCUAAAGACAGAAGUGCACAAAAAAAGCAUGAAUCAACAAAAGUAGGAGCUUCUUUUUUUCCCGAAAGGAAGGAUUCAAAGCGAGCUCAUUAUGAAGAAUUAAGGAAUAAAAGAAGAAGGUCAAGGAGCACAGAUCAUGGCAAAGACAAUCACAGAAAGUCCCACUCACUAUCUCCAAAGGCCCACAAGCAUUCAUCACAUGACAUGAGAGAUAUGGGGGAAUCCUACUCACACUCUUCAAAAGAUAAAUUUGGACGAUCAAACAUUGAAUCUGAUAGGAAUAAGAUAUCCAACAAUGGUGAAACUAGUCAUUUGAAGAGGCAUGCAGGGAUGACAAGUGGGCUUGGUGGCUAUUCACCAAGAAAGAGGAAAUCUGAAGCUGCUGCAAAAACUCCAUCUCCAACUAAACGCUCACCAGAGAAGAGAAUUGCUGGCUGGGACCGCCCACCUGCAACAACAGAGAGAAAUUUUCCUGCACCAGUAGUGUGUAGUGUUCUUUCAUCUGCACAGUCUGUAUCAUUGAACAAACUUGGUUCAUUUGGUGUGAGUACUGCUAGUCUGUUUGCAACAAAACCUGCCAUGUUUUUCCAAAAUAGUUACUCUCCAUCGGUGCAUGCUGUUGAGUCAGUCCAGUUAACACAAGCAACACGACCUUUGAGAACACUCUAUGUUGAAAACUUGCCAAAUUCAGUGUCUGAUAAAGAUGUUAUGGAAUGCAUCAAUAAGUUUCUGCUGUCUUCAGGCGCCAACCGUAUUCAAGGGACAAAGCCCUGUAUUAGCUGUAUGAUACACAAGGAGAAGGCCCAAGGUCUUCUAGAAUUUUUGACACCUGAGGAUGCUUCUGCCGCACUUUCCUUUGAUGGGAGAUCAAUCAGUGGUUCCAUUCUUAGAAUUAGACGUCCUAAAGAUUUCAUUGAAGUGGGAACUGGUGUUGGCGUGAUUUCACAGGCUGCAGUUGAUAGGAUGAGUGGUACUGUAAUGAAUUCACCUUAUAAGAUUUUUAUUGGUGGAAUCUCGGAAGUUAUUUCAUCUGAUAUGCUUAUGGAGAUCGCUAAGUCCUUUGGACAUUUGAAAGCCUACCACUUUGAGCUGAAUGCUGGUCUUAAUGAACCCUGUGCUUUUCUUGAGUAUAUUGACCAUUCAGUUACUGCUAAAGCUUGUGCUGGUCUUAAUGGAAUGAAAUUAGGCGGCAAAGUGCUAACGGUAGUUCAAGCUAUUCCAGAUGCUUCGCUCGUGGAAAAUGUUAAGAAUCUUCCUUACUAUGGGAUUCCUGACCAUGCUAAGCCUCUUUUAGAAAGCCCCACAGAAGUGCUGAAACUGAAAAAUAUGUUCGAUCACAAGGGAUUGUCAGAUCAGGAACUUGAAGAAAUGAUGGAUGAUAUAAGGCUGGAGUGUGCAAGGUUCGGUACGGUGAAAUCUAUUAAUGUCAUAAAGGAUAAUGAACGCACCCCCAUAAUAGAACCUGUUGAGGUAAUGCACAAUGAUGCCCUUACUGAAAGUAAGGUUGUACUUGUUGACAGUCCUACUGAGGAUAAACAUGCAGAUUAUCCGGUUGAAAUGGGAAUCUCUGUUUCUGAAUGUCCCAUGGUAGUUUCUGGGAAUGACUGUGUCAGUUCCCUGAAGUCCCAAGAAGAAAUUAUUAAUGGAUCUGGUGAUACUGUGAGUUCAGCAGAAAAGCUUGAAGUGGACAGUAAGUUAGUUGUUGAGGAAGAGUUAGAGUUCAACGAAUGUCAUGUAAAGUUAGAGGCUCCUGAAAAUGAAGCAAAGGGAAAUGAAACUAAUCCCGAAAAUAUAUUUGAGCCUGGUUGUGUUCUGAUAGAGUAUAGAAGAGCAGAAGCUUCUUGCAUGGCUGCACAUUGUUUACAUGGCCGAAUCUUUGAUGACCGGAUUGUGACUGUCGAGUAUGUUGCUCAUGAUCUAUACCGGAAGAAGUUUUACAUGUAGAUUAUUAGCAGUAAAUGUAACAUGCACCGGGAGAGCUACUGAAAAUAGUUUUUUAAGUUGUUACUACUGUAAUUUUAGUCGCUAAGCAGAUAUAAUUGUUUGGGUUUAGUUUUGGUUUGAAUCAACAUCUGUAGAAAGUCUAGGCUAAACCAAAAACUCAAACUGGUGUUUGAAUUUGUUAUUUUUGCAGAUGCAUAGAGUGAUAGAGGGCUUUGGUACUUCAGAAAUGCGACUUUAAUUAAGUAGUCCCCACUUGUCAAAAGUAUUUUGAGAGAUAGUGGAAAACACAGUGAAAAGG
Cuscuta europaea is the source of this 3357-nucleotide messenger RNA. The record is from the annotation of a GenBank genome assembly. Lineage: Eukaryota; Viridiplantae; Streptophyta; Magnoliopsida; Solanales; Convolvulaceae.